GUUUGACACAGUCGCAGUGUGUGCUCAGUGCAACUUAUCAGUCUAGUCUUUCAGUCUCUUUUUUAAUUACUAAUCAAGAUGAAGCUGCUUGGUCUCAUUUUGGCCUUAUCUUGCAUCAUUGCGUAUACAGCUGCCAAAAAGAAAGGACAAUAUUGGCCAACUGACACCAAAAUAUUUACGAUCCCACAACGAUUUCGUCGAGAGGUCGAUUCUCAGGACUCGAUCUUAAAGGAUAACUUAGAAGAUACUCCGCAAUUAUUCUUCAAAGCCGAUGAAAAACUUCAUCUCUUUGACAACAAACAUACAAUCGACGAUAUCAGUGAAGAUACCAAUGUUGUUUCCGGAUCUGAGUCACAGCUUAAUACCCAAUUGAACGAUAUGCAUCUAGUAGAUGAAAACGAUUAUUUGAAUGUUUAUACCUUCACACCAGGUGCGUACAGUCAUUUCCCCCAGAAUUUCGGUGGAUUUCGCUGGAGAAGAGAAGCGCGUCGACACACAAAGCCGCACUUCCGUUUUGAAGCUGAAAAAAAAUUAGGCAAGAAUGGUUUCGUUAAUGGUUUCGUGGAUCUUCAACAAGGUGCAAACGGUCGUAGAAUAGAACCCAUGGUUGGCGGAUCUGUUGGUUUCCGUUUUAGACGAGAAGCGAAUCAAAUUGAAGAUAUCGAGGAUGAACUAAUUGAAACAAUAUAAAUGAGAGAUUAAUUACUCUUUGAUACCAUAGAGAUAUUUAAUUUUAGCUUAUUAAGAUCUCAAACUAAAAGUAUUUUUAAAAA
Messenger RNA from Pogonomyrmex barbatus (red harvester ant), 773 nucleotides. RefSeq lists its product as uncharacterized. The record is from RefSeq and is a predicted model, not a curated record. Lineage: Eukaryota; Metazoa; Arthropoda; Insecta; Hymenoptera; Formicidae.